Dothidotthia symphoricarpi CBS 119687 is the source of this 1854-nucleotide messenger RNA. Its product is annotated as carbohydrate-binding module family 50 protein. The record is from RefSeq and is a predicted model, not a curated record. The annotation marks the transcript as partial. The transcript has a single exon. Lineage: Eukaryota; Fungi; Ascomycota; Dothideomycetes; Pleosporales; Dothidotthiaceae.
CAAUCACCUGACCUAUGCAGCACCACCUUCUCCAACACCGCCCGGCGCUCGCAGGUCAUGAAACCCUCCAAUGCAUCCUCGCUGUCCACAAACUCGACGCUGCGCCCCAGAACACGGAGAUUGAUCAGUGUCGAGGACGAUGCCUAUGCGACAGACGGGAGUGAGAGUAGGCGUAGCAGAGGAGGCUCGAGGACUGCAUCGCCUGCUACAACUUCAACUGGGGCCACUUCGUCGUCGCGCCUCAACGCCACGCCUGGCCCCUCGUCCUUGUUUGUGAGGUCUGCGGGCGCGCAGACUUCAAAAGCCACGCGAGACACGUCGAAAGCGCUGACUGGGCUGUGGGGAAACUCGUGGUCGGCGAUCCAAGGCCUGGCAGCGAACGUGUUGGGCAAUGAGGGGGGCACGCCAGAGCCAAGUGAUACUCGAAAACGAAGAUCGCAACAUGGACGACGUACGUCCACCAGCGCACCUCCGCCAAAGCAAUGGGGGCCUGCAGGCACAGGCUCGCAUGUUGGUGCUGGGCUGCAGGAAGAGCGCGAGGCCAUGGUCCGGGCAAUGAAGCGCAAGGACUUGUUGACCGCCAACGACCACCUGAUGUCGGACUCGAUUGGCCGCAUAAAGCGCAGAAAUUCGGAUGAGCUUCACAGUGCCUCUGCACCGCCUGGCGACAACGACGAUCGAGACGCCCUCGUAUACGUACACCAUGUCCGGCCGCAGGACACGCUGGCGGGACUCAGCAUCAAGUACAACUGUGAGCAGGCUGUAUUAUGCAAGUCAAACCGCAUGUGGCCAAACGACAGCAUACAGACGAAGAAGACGAUAGUACUUCCCGUAGAUGCUUGCGGAGUAAAGGGACGUCCAGUACCGGGACCGGACGUUCUCCCAGAUCAAGAUCUACUACUGGGUGAAUAUGGUGAUAGUACAAGCAAUAAGGGCCAGAAACCAGAUACCAAUGGUCUACCCAAUGGCUGGACCACCCCACGACGCAGAGACACGGAAACAAACUCCACCCUUUCAUCGAGCGCAGACGCAGAACCACCCUGGAAGCACGAUUCCUGGGUCCUUCUCCCCAAUGACAAAACACCCACACCCAUCGGUCGCAUGCCCCGUAAAGCACUCGGCUUCUUCCCACCCGCACGACGGAAAUCCCUUGCCUUCUCAGAAUCAUCGACGCCCCGACCAUCCGUCGACUUUCCCCGCUCCUCCACCUCUACGAACUCACCAUCGCAACCCACACGGCCCCGUGCAUCGAGCAAUCUGUCCUCUAUGUCAGCACACAGCCGUCAGCGCAGUACAUCGGGCAAAGCGUGGGGCCUCCAAGGACCCGGAGGUGUCGGUACGCUGGGUAGAAACGUGAGGAGUCCAGGACCCGCACAGGAUGGUUUGAACAAGAUGUUCGCUGCGCAUCUACCCAACAUGGCGCCACCACCCGGACAGGAGUAUUUCACACCCUGGGCACCGAGCUUGCUAGACGCUGGGCCGGGCACUUCCAGUCAGUAUGGAGGUUCAGGGGCCGUCACACCACUUGGCGGUCCAGGUCUGGAUCUUCAGGAGAUUGGCGGUGCAAUAGAAGGGUGGGUUCGGAAAGUUGGCUCCCAGGCGCAGAAAUUGCUAAGUGAGCCGGGUACGCCUGGUCAGGGGAAGAGAUCUGCUGUCCCUGUUAUUGGGGCUGUUGGUGGGGAUCUGAGCGAUCUGAUUGAACUCAGAGAUGAUGCGUUUGAGAUUGGGGACGAUGAGAGUGACCGGGGGAGGACACCGACAAGUGAGCGGCCGAGGGAGACGAUGGAGCAGUAUCAGAGUGCGAGGCCGAAUAUCAAUCUUGUGCUGCGGGAGAGGGGACGCAAGGGAGAUGGA